Molecule: messenger RNA, 1430 nt
Organism: Oryza sativa Japonica Group (Japanese rice)
Lineage: Eukaryota; Viridiplantae; Streptophyta; Magnoliopsida; Poales; Poaceae
Product: vesicle-associated protein 4-1
Biological process (GO): endoplasmic reticulum membrane organization
Cellular component (GO): endoplasmic reticulum membrane; plasma membrane
Source: RefSeq, a predicted model, not a curated record
GAUUAAACAGGCCCUAUGAAGAUUAGCGAGGGAAGGAGUGUGGUGGGCCCCACCAAGCAGGAGAGGGGGGUGUGGGGCCCACCAUGCAGGGCCACUCACUCCACCACCACAAUAAGAGAAGACGAAUUGACAAUUCCACCGCCGCCCGCACUUUGCUUUGCUUCCGGUCUCCGGUCUCCUCCUCCAAACUCCGGUCGGUCUCCGGCGCGGCGCAGCCGAGCCCCCACCAUACGACGCGGGGAGGCAGACGACGGGGCGCCGCUGCUGCUGCCCGGGGAGCCACCGCCGGUCGCCGCCGCAGCAGCAGCAGCAGCGUGUUCAGAGGAGAAGGGGGCAGCAGGUACCUUGGGGCUCUGCCGCAUGCCGCUGUGGGGGACAGGCUCGUCCGCGGCGUCCGCGGCGGCGGAGGGCAGCGCGGCCGGAGGGGAUGGGGCGGCCCGCUCGUCGUCCGGCGGCGCCGCGGUGAUCCGGUCGCUGCUCCCCACCCGCCGCCGCCUCCGCCUCGACCCGCCAUCCAAGCUCUUCUUCCCUUAUGAGCCUGGGAAGCAAGUCCGGAGUGCUGUCAAGAUCAAGAACAUCAGCAAGUCUCAUGUAGCAUUUAAGUUCCAAACAACAGCACCGAAGAGUUGCUUCAUGAGGCCUCCAGGUGGUAUACUUGCUCCAGGAGAGAGCAUCAUAGCUACAGUGUUCAAGUUUGUGGAGCAUCCUGAGAAUAAUGAGAAGCCAUUAGAUCAGAAGUGCAAGGUUAAGUUCAAGAUUGUCAGUCUGAAGGUCAAAGGACCUAUGGAGUAUGUCCCAGAACUGUUUGAUGAGCAGAAAAACCAGGUAGCAGUUGAGCAAAUUCUGCGUGUUGUAUUCUUGGACGCUGAGCGUCAAACCCCACAAAUGGACAAGCUCAAGCGCCAGCUUGCUGAAGCAGAGGCAGCACUUGAAGCACGCAAGAAACCUCCAGAGGACACCGGCCCCCGCAUUGUUGGUGAAGGCCUUGUAAUUGAUGAAUGGAAGGAGCGAAGAGAGAGAUACCUUGCUCGUCAGCAGAUUGAAGGGGUUGAUUCAGCGUAGACACGGCACCAUGAACUGUAAACCAUUGGUUGCUUGAACAUAUCGUUUUAUCGUCGCCACACAUCCUUCUGUCCAUGGUUUUUUCAGUUUUUACAAAGGUUCUGCUUGGAACAAGAGUGAGGCUUUGUGUAAUUAGGAUUUGAGCUUCAUGCUGCACUUCAUUCCUGGGUCUACAUGUAGAUAGCCAGUCACUGCUUGAUAAUAAUAUUUUCUAUGCUAGAUCAUGUACUUGGGGUUGUGGACUUAGACGUGUGGAUGCGAUACAUUUCUUAGGUGAUGUUCCCAUCAAUAUUGAAUGUAAUGUUGUCUGAACGUGCUCUUCAAAGUGAUAAAAUGAAAGCUCUCCUAUCAUGUUACUCUAUUUCUUA